Molecule: messenger RNA, 4289 nt
Organism: Gossypium arboreum
Lineage: Eukaryota; Viridiplantae; Streptophyta; Magnoliopsida; Malvales; Malvaceae
Product: putative pentatricopeptide repeat-containing protein At1g68930
Exons: 1
Coding region: 1-2232 (743 amino acids)
Biological process (GO): RNA modification
Molecular function (GO): protein binding; zinc ion binding; RNA binding
Source: RefSeq, a predicted model, not a curated record
AUGUCUUCCAACUCUAACUACUACUGUUCAUUACUGAAAAUCUGCACCGAGACCCGAAACCGGUCCCAGGCAAAGAAAAUCCAUUGCCACAUUCUUAGAACCAUAAAAGACCCUGAAACAUUCCUAUUAAACAAUCUUGUUAAUGCAUACAGUAAACUAGGGGAUUUGACCUACGCACGCAACGUGUUUGAUAAAAUUCCCCAACCAAAUCUCUUUUCAUGGAACACUAUUCUUUUUACUUAUUCGAAGUCUGGGAAUCUUUCAGACAUGAAUGAUAUAUUUAACCGCAUGCCUAAGCGUGAUGGGGUUUCUUGGAAUUCCCUUAUUUCGGGGUAUGCUUCUCGUGCCUUGGUAACUGAUGCUGUGAAGGGUUAUAAUUCAAUGUUGGGGGAUGAAGCAGCUAAUUUGAAUAGGAUUACGUUUUCUACUAUGCUUAUAUUGUCUUCUAGUCAAGGGUGUAUUGAUUUGGGUAGGCAAAUUCAUGGGCAGAUUGUGAAGUUUGGGUUUGGAUCUUAUCUGUUUGUGGGUUGUCCUUUGAUGGAUAUGUAUUCAAAGGCGGGGUUUGUUUAUGAUGCAAAACAAGUUUUUGAUGAAACGCCAGAGCGGAAUGUGGUAAUGUAUAACACAAUGAUUACUGGGUUUUUGAGGUGUGGUAUGGUGGAGGAUUCCUGGUCGUUGUUUCACAGUAUGCGGGAAAAAGAUCCCAUUUCUUGGACUACUAUGAUCACGGGAUUGACUCAGAAUGAUUUGUAUAAAGAGGCUAUUGAUUUGUUCAGAGAGAUGAGGACAGAAGGCUUGGUUAUGGAUCAGUUUACCUUUGGAAGUAUGUUGACGGCCUGUGGGGGUUUAAUGGCCCUGAAAGAAGGCAAGCAAGCUCAUGCUUUUGUAAUUAGAGCUAAUCAUAUGGAUAAUGUCUUUGUAGGCAGUGCACUUGUUGACAUGUAUUGCAAGUGCAAAAGGAUAGCGUCUGCCGAGGCAGUUUUCAAGAGGAUGACCCACAAGAAUGUUGUGUCCUGGACUGCACUGCUAGUCGGUUAUGGCCAGAAUGGGUACAGUGAAGAAGCUAUUAGAGUCUUUGAUGACAUGCAGAGAAAUGACAUCAACCCUGAUUAUUAUACUCUAGGAAGUGUAAUUAGCUCAUGUGCAAACCUAGCAAGCUUAGAAGAGGGUUCACAAUUUCAUGGCCAAGCAAUAGUUUCUGGCUUAAUUUCUUUCACAACAGUUUCUAAUGCACUUGUUACUUUAUAUAGCAAAUGUGGAAGUAUAGAAGAAGCUAACCGGCUUUUCAAUGAGAUGAAUUUUAGGGAUGAAGUUUCCUGGACUGCAUUGGUGUCAGGGUAUGCUCAGUUUGGUAAAGCCAAUGAAACAAUUGAUUUGUUUCAAAAAAUGUUAGCUCAUGGUCUAAAACCUGAUGAAGUUACUUUUGUUGGUGUUCUAUCAGCUUGCAGUAGGGCAGGACUAGUGGAAAAAGGGUAUCAGUAUUUUGAGUCAAUGGUAAAAGAACAUGGAAUCAUGCCCGUUGUUGAUCAUUAUACUUGCAUGAUUGACCUUCUUAGCCGAGCUGGAAGGUUAGAGGAAGCAAGAUGCUUUAUAAACAAAAUGCCUAUGCCUCCUGAUGCAAUUGGUUGGUCCACCUUACUUAGCUCAUGUAGACUGCAUGGUAACUUGGAAGUUGGGAAAUGGGCAGCUGCAUCCCUUCAGGAACUAGAGCCCAGCAAUCCUGCAGGUUACAUCUUACUCUCAAGCAUAUAUGCUGCUAAAGGAAAAUGGGAUUAUGUGUCAGAAUUAAGGAGGGGAAUGAGAAAUAAAGGAGUGAGAAAGGAACCGGGAUGCAGUUGGAUCAAAUAUAAAGGCAAAGUGCACAUUUUCUCAGCAGAUGACCAGACAAGUCCGUUUUCAGAUCGGAUAUAUGCUGAGCUUGACAAACUAAACCUCAAGAUGAUAGAAGAGGGUUAUGUACCGGAUCUGAGUACUGUUCUUCAUGAUGUUGAGGAAUCAGAAAAGAAAAAGAUGCUUAAUUACCACAGUGAGAGGCUUGCAAUUGCAUUUGGGUUGAUAUUUAUCCCUCCCGGGCUUCCCAUACGGAUAGUUAAAAAUCUUAGGGUGUGUGGGGAUUGCCAUAAUGCGACUAAGUAUAUUUCUAAGAUAACACAGAGAGAGAUACUAGUAAGAGAUGCUGUCCGCUUCCACUUGUUUAAAAAUGGAACAUGCUCGUGUGGAGAUUUCUGGUGAUGCUGUUUUCUAUGCCCAAAACUGAUGAUGAGUAGAUCAAACCUUUGGCUAACUAUUCAAAUGACCAAAUCACUGGAUUAUUCGCAUAAAAAGGACUUGGUCUCGGAAGGUAUUAUCAGGAAGAUGCAUUGAAUGUUGAAACAACGGUUAUUAUGUCAACGACUGUAUUUGACAGGCUGCCGGCUGAAUCCUGCCUGCCAAAAACCCACAAAUAUUUCACAGAUCAUUUGGUUCUGCUACAUGCCAAGGCUAAUUUUCUUUGCUACCUUGCUGUCUAUUUCUCUAGUUCAUGUCUCCAUGGCUAAUCAGUAUUUCUGGGACUUCUGGGUACGUCAAAACUUGGAAAGGAUUGCCUCUUUGACCAAAAUCCUCCACUACAUUUCUCCCUUUUUUGUGCAAUAGCAUUUCCACCGUUUAAAACUUGCUCAAGUUCCUUUAAAAGAGAAAUAUGAAAUGUAUCAUGGAUUGAUCUUAGACUAUAAUAAUGAUAAAUUUGUCUGAGUGAGUUGAACUUGAAAACAUCGUCCUAGCAUAUCUGUCAUCUCUGGUUAAUAAGAUUUAUAGAUUUGGUAGACAAUUUGACAGUAUAACACAAAUUAAGUUUUUCUUUUUCCUUUCUGAAACAACUUAGAAUGAUUGAUACUAUAAUAAAGGGGUGUACUUCAUAAAGGCAGGUGCUUUAACUUAACAUCGGAGUGAAUCUGGGGUAUCUUUUUUACAUGGUGUAAUAACUAGUUGAGGUGUUUGGCAUCCUAUUUAAGUGUCUUAAAAUAUUCUCAGCUAUCUGCCUUGUACUACCAUUCCCAUGAUGAAAAGCACUAACCAAUGAGGCAGGCAGUAACCUAUCCUGUGAUAUGUCUGAAGCUGACUUAUUUCCACCUUUAACUAGGAAUUUUUCAAUCAUCCAAAAUGAUUUCUGCCACAGGCCCUCUUGUCUGUGCUCUUUCACCACAUUCAAGAUAUGUUGAAUAGCAUUUACUUCACUCAACAGGCUCACACUCAUGUGCACAUCAACAUUGUCGUCCAGCAAAGUACAUAUAGCUGCCAAUGAAGCUUCAACUACCUCGUUAUUCUCAUGAUCCAGGCACGCCAAUAGCCUUUCGAUAGCGUUUGCAUCAAUCAAACAAAAUGUGGUUUCUGAAGAACAUACCCCUCUAUGAACUGGACACAGUAAUGGUAUCUUUCUCCUUUUUGAUAAACUGGAAGAUAGAAGCUUUGGCAGGUGGAACAAGUUUGUAAGCUUGGUUUUCUUAAUUUUUGGUGGCUUUGAUAGUUUAACUGUCUCUAAUGAGAGCUUCUCUAGUCCAGUUGCUGAUAAUCUUUGAACUUCAUCACUGGAUGUCUUUGUGAGCAAUUCCGUGAACACCGAUGUGAGGUUGUGAGCUUUUGCUAAAAACAAGAUCUGUGGUUCAUACAGUGUAGUUGUGAAUCUAACAAGAAUCCCAACUAGGCCCUCUAAGUAAACAGUUGCAUGCCUGCUAGUUCUUAUUCCACUUCUUUGGAUCAAAAUGAUUCUCUGAAGGAUCGUGGGGACAACAUUCUUGUGCAGAAGAGCAAGGUUGAGUGUUAGAUUCUGUUGGGGGAGUUUUGCUAGGAAUUUUGCUGAAACUGCCUGCUUCUCAGUGAUGUGGUUAGUUUCUGUCUGGCUCUCAAUUAAACUCUCAGGCUGCCCCCUGGUUUUGCAGAGCCUCUCUGCUAGUGUGUUACCGACAUGUGAUGCAAGGGUAAUGAGUAGCUUGAUUGCUGCAAUCCCAAGUUGUUCAUGUUGGGUAUUGAUGAGUUCAAUGAGAGUGUAGCUUGCUUCAGUCUCAUUCACAACUGAGACAAUUGUUGCCAUUGACUUGGGUGACUUUGUGAGGCAUAAGAGGAUUCUGAUGAGAUUGAUGUCGAGUUCAUGAGCUGUGGAGUUUUUAAGCAUGCAGAUAAUGUUAUAGACAACAUAAUCUGAACUUAUCCUGUGGCCAUGAGGAUUUACUUGGAUGCUAUCAUGCUCAACCCCCGACUCGAGAAUAUUAGCAAGUAUUGCAGCAGCUUCUUUCUUUGAGUUCAUUGGUUCA